Trichosporon asahii var. asahii CBS 2479 is the source of this 726-nucleotide messenger RNA. RefSeq lists its product as uncharacterized. The coding region runs from base 1 to 726 and encodes 241 amino acids. The record is from RefSeq and is a predicted model, not a curated record. The transcript has 4 exons. Lineage: Eukaryota; Fungi; Basidiomycota; Tremellomycetes; Trichosporonales; Trichosporonaceae.
AUGUCUGUCACUCCGCCUCCCGCAACUUGGACCACGCACCGACCUGGUGCUCAUGGCUGGGACAACCAAGUUUGGGCAGUUCCCACCAGUAUCUGGAAUGAGGCGUACGAGGCCCAGACCCGGAUCCGCUUUCAUUCCAUCAGCGCCGAGAUCGGCGUGUCAUUUGGCCCGACUUUCGAACUUCGUGCGCUCGCAUUGCAGCUGGGUAUCAGCGCUGGGCACUGCCAAGUCGCGGCUCAUUACCAACUGCUCUCGAUACCUCCCACUAUUUUUCAUUUCGGACCGUACACUAUCGAGCACUUUGAACGCGAAUGCAGGUCCGAGGCGCGCAUGGUAGCCCGCGAGCAGGCCCGCCAAUCGGUGAUCCUCCAAGCAGCAGAGGGACCCUCCAGCAGCUGGCCCGGCGUGAUGCACCCGUACGCGUACAUUGCGCCAACGCACAGCUUUCCUUCCACCCUAUCGAUGACGACUGGCCAGCUGUCCCACGAGGGUGCCAUGAGCUCUGCGUACACUACGGCAUCUUCCUCCCGCCGCACGACCGCGCGCGAGAGCUGGAUCAGUACACGCACCCACAGCGUCCAGCUCCCUUCCCAGCAGAGCGAAGAGGAAGUGAGCUACUUCAGCGAGCACUCUGGCGCCUCGGAGCAAGGGCACACCGAUGCUACCCAAGAGGAAAGUAGGGGCAGGUGGUGGGGCAGCCUGAGGGGCUGGAGGGGCAGCCGGUAG